This is a messenger RNA of Cadophora gregata, 1071 nucleotides long. RefSeq lists its product as uncharacterized. Lineage: Eukaryota; Fungi; Ascomycota; Leotiomycetes; Helotiales; Ploettnerulaceae. Bases 1 to 1071 code for a protein of 356 amino acids. The record is from RefSeq and is a predicted model, not a curated record. The transcript is spliced from 3 exons.
AUGUCGUCUGCCGAUUCCGUCAGCAAUCCCUUCAACUUCAAGGGUGGCGACGUCAAGAUCAAGGUCAAAUACAAAGGAGAGGAGAUGGUGGGUAUGGUCGCUACUCAAGCCAUGGUAUUGGCAAGUCCUGUCUGGGAGAAAUUCAUCUUUCCACCAUGGUCCAACGAAUCCUCAAAGGUGAAGGAGAUUGAUUUCAGCGGAGACGACGGAGAGGCAAUGUUGAUCCUACUCAAUAUCGCUCACCUGCAAUUCUGCUAUGUCCCGAACGAGUUACAUUACCUGCUGCUGUAUCAAAUCGCCAUCCUCUGCGAGCAAUACGAUUGUCAUGCUAUCCUCAAGCCCUGGCUGGAAAGUUGGCUUAAGAAUGAACCCAAUGAUCUGUAUGCAAUUGGCAAGGAGGAGUGGAUCUAUAUCGCUUGGGCAUUUGGCAGGGAGAAUUACUUUCGUUCAAAAGCGACGCUUUUGUUGCUACAUAUCGAAUUACACCAGGAUGGAUCUCCUUUCGUUUUCUAUGGCACAAAAGUUUCAGAGGUGAUGCCAGACAAGUUCUUAGAAAAUAUUAUGGUAAUUCGCGAGGCAAAGAUAAAUGAGUAUCUCAACCUGGUUUACAAAGAAGUUGACCGAUAUAUGCAUGGCAAGAAUACCGUUUGCGGUUGCGUACUAGAACGGAAGAGCUGUGAUGCAGCUCUGAAUGGCGCACUCGUCCUGGAGCUUGGACGCGCUGGACUUUGGCCCCGUAUCUCAGCAAAAGACUACAAGGGCACGCUCUACAGUCUGAGAUUUACCAUUCAAUUCCUGGACAUCCAUCCAUAUCAAUCAACUACGAGUUGUGAGCAGCGUCAGGAUCACAGCGAUUGUGGAGUAGCUUCUGCACAGAAAAAGUGGGUUGAUAUCUUGUGUGAAACCUUACCCAAUGCAGUUCUAGACUGCCACACCCGCCAUAUGAAGAUGAGAAACGGAACUGCUACCAGGACCGAAGAUGGACAAGAUCCUCGAUGUGUCCGCUGCAAUACUUACCACGUACCCACCAACAAUUGCCCUCCCAAUCCACGUAAACGACCAGCGGAAUAG